Messenger RNA from Enterobius vermicularis (human pinworm), 177 nucleotides. The record is from the annotation of a GenBank genome assembly. Lineage: Eukaryota; Metazoa; Nematoda; Chromadorea; Rhabditida; Oxyuridae.
ACUAUUAUUAAUGCAACACAAAAAUAUAUUACGGAUGACGACGAUGACGACGAUGACGACGACGAUGACGAUGGAGACGGCGUUGGGAAUAAUGACGAUGACGAUGACGAUGACGAUGACGGUGACGGUGACGGUGAUAGAUUAGUGAAGUGCAUAGCAGUGCUAAGAAUGAGCUAA